UUUUUAAAUUAUUAUUAUUGUUGUUACAUGUAAGACUGCUAUUAUUGUUGUCGUAACCUCGUGACCUUCGUAUCUUUGUUCCAUCACGCACACGCACACAGCUGAACGCUGAUGUUCCUUACGUGACGCUGCGCGUCCCUGUGUGUUCUAACAGUGCACGCGCCCCGUGCUCAGGGGGCGGGAGUCGGAGGCUCCUCUAUAGAAGCGGAGCAGCGGAGCCUCCUGACGGAGCUGCACUGAGCCUCCUGACGGAGCCGCACUGAGCCUCCUGACGGAGCCGCACUGGAUGCCGCAGCUGCGGGUACACAUGUUCCGCUCAGCCCCGCACAGCCCGGGACACACUGCUGCGUCCUCACCGGGUCAGACCACGGAGAACGGACUGCAGGAGGAGGAGGAGGAGGAGGAGGAAGGAGACCUGGACGAUGAGGUCGACGCGUCUCGUCUGGAGAAGUUCAUGAGGGACCGGAGGAGAGCGCGCUCGCUGCCCGCGUACCCGGCGGCGCUGCUGGGCUGCGGUCCCGGCAGCGCGGAGAGGAAGCGGGUCAAGUUCGCGGACUCCAUGGGUCUGAACCUGGCGAGCGUCAAACACUUCAGCGCGCAGGAGGAGCCGCAGAUCCCGAGCAAAGUUCUGUCCCGGUACCGGACCUUCCCGCCGCCGCAGGACCUGCUGUACCAGGACCCGGGUCGCCUGGUCAUCUGCUUCCCGGAGCCGCGUGACCCGGAGCGCAGAGUCCAGCAGCUGCGCGUGUGUCUGGAGAAAAUCUGGAUCAACCGCUUCGAUGUUCGGGGGCAGAUCCGGGUCCUGAGCCGCGGGUCCCGCACUGAGGUCGGGCUCCGAUACACUUUCAACGACUGGCUGUCUCAAGUGGACGCGCAGGCUCUGUGUGCGUCCGCGGAGGAUCAGCCGGGUUCGGUGGGAGAGCGGUUCUUCUUCACGGUGUUCACGCCCCCCUUCAUGGACUCAGGCUCCGCCCUGACCUUUGCCCUCUACCUGAGGAGCGAGGACGGAGAGUUCUGGGACAACAACGACGGUCACAACUACACGCUCAGGUACCGCUGUCCGCACAGUAGCGCCUCCUUUGGCAGCGCCGGGUUUCACGACAUCUGAGCGGCGCAAAAAUCUGUUUGUUUUUUUCAGUUAGUGAUCAGUGAUCGGUUACAGACUUAUUUCUAAACCGGAAGUACACGCACGUGCCCUGCAGAGACAGAACUCAGAGUUUGGACAAAAACAACAGAACCUUCCUGAAUUAUUUUGCUUCUUCUCUGACUUUUAUCAUCUUUAGCACUUAUUUCUGUCUCAGCUGCAAAACUAACUUUUAGAAUAAUUAAAGUUAAUUUACUUAAAGGGACAGUCUCUCUUUUUUGUGUGAAAACUAAAAUGGCCGUGAGGAAAGAUUAAGUCUGUGAUAUCUUUAAGAACAUGUUCACGUCUUUGUCUCACUGUGAGACAGACUUCUGUAAACCACUCACUCCCCCACACCAAAGCCCAGCGAGAAAAGCCGUGAUUUUAACAUCACAUACACAGGAGUAGUUGAUCCACUGCUGAAAUUCAAAAGUCUUAUUUUGUAUUAUUAUUUGAAAUCCCUGACUCAGAUUCACUACAUUGACACAAAGUGAGCACACGAGGCAGCAGAGGACCGGCCACUCCUGUGUCCCUGCCUGAAAUCACUGCUUUUCUCUGAGGUUUGGUGCAGGGAGAGUUUGCCUCUGCAUCUCUUUGUGAUGAGAAACAGAUCAGACAGUAAAACAGUUAAUAAACAAAGACACUUUAUAAAAGUUUAUUAUAUUGUAAGUCAAUAAAGUUUUGAUCUGUCACUUUCA
Messenger RNA from Solea senegalensis (Senegalese sole), 1821 nucleotides. It is a transcript of the gene ppp1r3g, whose product is annotated as protein phosphatase 1 regulatory subunit 3G. Gene Ontology annotation, molecular function: protein phosphatase 1 binding; glycogen binding. NCBI's taxonomy places the organism in Eukaryota, Metazoa, Chordata, Actinopteri, Pleuronectiformes, Soleidae. The transcript has a single exon. Gene Ontology annotation, biological process: regulation of glycogen biosynthetic process. Bases 287 to 1108 code for a protein of 273 amino acids. The record is from RefSeq and is a predicted model, not a curated record. Gene Ontology annotation, cellular component: protein phosphatase type 1 complex.